Messenger RNA from Myxocyprinus asiaticus (Chinese sucker), 8597 nucleotides. Its product is annotated as phospholipid-transporting ATPase ABCA1-like. Gene Ontology annotation, molecular function: lipid carrier activity; ATP binding; ATP hydrolysis activity. The coding region runs from base 202 to 7002 and encodes 2266 amino acids. The transcript has 50 exons. Gene Ontology annotation, biological process: transmembrane transport; lipid transport. The record is from RefSeq and is a predicted model, not a curated record. NCBI's taxonomy places the organism in Eukaryota, Metazoa, Chordata, Actinopteri, Cypriniformes, Catostomidae. Gene Ontology annotation, cellular component: membrane; intracellular membrane-bounded organelle.
GCACUAUAAAAGAAUAGAGGAGAGAAAAAAGGUCCGUCCAUAAGAGCACACGUCGCCGAGAACACAAUAUCGAGUUGGAAGACGUGUUUUGCUCCUCUUUUAUAACAAGGAAUUACAGUUUAUCAAAUAAGGAAUAAUCAUUUUGCAACUAGAAGAAAGCGUUCCAGAGAGGUGGCACGGGCAGUGUAGAUCCGUGGCAAGAUGACUUUUUCCACUCAACUGGGCUUACUGUUGUGGAAGAACUUCACUUACCGACGGAGACAGACUAUUCAGCUACUGGUCGAGAUAGUAUGGCCCCUCUUCAUCUUUUUCAUCCUGAUAUCAGUCAGACUUUUCUAUCCUCCCUACGAGCAACAUGAAUGCCACUUUCCCAAUAAGGCCAUGCCCUCUGCGGGGACUCUACCAUGGGUUCAGGGCAUCAUCUGCAAUGCCAACAACCCUUGCUUUCGCUACCCUACCCCUGGAGAGACACCCGGGGUGGUGGGCAACUUCAACGACUCAAUUAUCUCCCGACUCUUCAUUGAUGCCAAGAAAAUCCUCCUCUACAGCCAACAUGACAAAAGUUUUGAAGGUUUCAAAGGACUCGUCAGGGCCUUGAGAAAACUGCAAAGAAACACUGAAGGUUUCAAGCUGAAGGACUUUCUGCGUGAUAAUGAAACAUUGUCUGUGUUUCUGGAGAGAAAUGCCACCCUGCCCAAACAUGCUGUGAGACAGAUAGUGGAGGCUAAUGUCAACUUGGAGAAGGUGCUUAUUAAAGGGUUUGGAGUUCAUCUUCGAGACCUGUGCAAUUCUACAUCUCUGGAGGAAUUUGUGACUAUAGCUGAUAAAGAAGUGUCUCAGCUGACACAAAACAUCAUCUGCCAAUCAUCGCCUGAAUGGCUGAACAAUGCAGAGAGCCACUUCCUGUCCAACCUGGACUUCCUGAAGCCAAUCCGUAAAGACGUAAAGUCAGACCCGAAGAUUAUCCAAGAUGUGUCCUUGGCAACAGACAGCCUGCUGGAGAGCUUGGGAGCAUUAGCAGUGGAGUUUGCGAGUAUGAAGAGCUGGCGAGACAUGCGAAACGAGAUCCUGUAUUUGACGGGAAACAGCACACAGUCCCCCAACCACAUGUAUCAGGCCGUGUCCCGCAUCGUCUGCGGCCACCCCGAGGGCGGAGGUCUAAAGAUAAAGUCCCUCAACUGGUACGAGGACAACAACUACAAGGCCCUGUUCGGUAAUUACGGCAAUGACAGCGACGACGAGUCUGUUUACGACAACUCCUCCACGCCCUACUGUAACAACUUAAUGAAAGGCCUGGAGUCGAGUCCCAUUUCUCGCAUGAUCUGGAGGGCACUGAAGCCGCUGCUCAUGGGAAAGAUCUUGUACACGCCAGAUACUCCGGCCACCCAGAGGAUCAUCCAAGAGGUCAAUAAGACAUUUCAAGAGUUGGGAGUGCUCAGGGAUCUCGGAGGCAUGUGGGAAGAGAUGAGACCCAAAAUCUGGAACUUUAUGGAGGACAGUGAGGAAAUGGACCUGGUUCGGACACUCCUCCAGAACAACGCUAGCGCUCGCUUCUUUAAUGCCAAGCUAACUGGGACAGACUGGCGCGUGGAAGAUGUUUCCAGUUUUCUGUCCAAGGCAUCAGAGGACACACGUCCCCACGGGACAGCCUACACGUGGCGAGAGGUGUUCAACGAGACCGAUCAGGCCAUACAGACCAUCUCCCGAUUCAUGGAGUGUGUGACCCUGGAUAAGUUGGAACCGGUGGCUAAUGAGGAGCGUUUGGUAAAUAAAUCCAUGCGUCUGUUGGAUGAUCGCAAGUUCUGGGCUGGCAUAGUGUUUCCUGAUAUGCAAUCCAACACAGCCGAGCUGCCUCCCAAUGUCAACUACAAGAUCCGUAUGGAUAUUGAUAAUGUGGAGCGCACCAACAAGAUCAAGGACGGCUAUUGGGACCCUGGUCCUCGGGCUGACCCGUUUGAAGAUCUGCGCUACAUCUGGGGCGGCUUUUCCUACCUGCAGGAUGUUAUUGAGAAUGGAAUCAUCCGGGCACUGACGGGCAGUAAAGAGAAAACUGGAGUUUACCUUCAGCAGAUGCCGUAUCCCUGCUAUGUGGAUGACAUUUUCUUGCGGGUCAUGAGUCGUUCAAUGCCUCUGUUCAUGACUCUGGCGUGGAUGUACUCAGUGGCAAUCAUCAUCAAAGGUGUUGUGUACGAGAAGGAAGCUCGACUGAAGGAGACCAUGAGGAUAAUGGGUCUCGAUAAUGGAACCUUGUGGCUGAGCUGGUUCAUCAGUAGUCUGAUCCCACUGCUCAUCAGCGCUGCCCUACUGGUGCUCAUCCUGAAGAUGGGAAAUCUUCUCCCAUACAGCGACCCUGGUGUAAUCUACUUGUUCCUGGCUUCCUUCGCUGUUGUGACCAUCAUGCAGUGUUUCCUAAUCAGUACGCUUUUCUCACGUGCUAACCUUGCUGCUGCCUGCGGGGGUAUUAUAUACUUCACCCUUUACCUGCCCUAUGUCCUGUGUGUGGCCUGGCAGGAUUAUGUGGGCUUUGGGGCCAAAGUGGUAGUGAGCCUCUUGUCUCCUGUGGCGUUUGGUUUCGGGUGUGAGUACUUUGCUCUGUUUGAGGAGCAGGGGGUUGGCAUUCAGUGGAGUAACCUGCUCUCCAGCCCCAUGCAGGAAGACAGCUACAGUCUCACCACAUCCAUUUCUCUCAUGCUUUUUGAUUCUGUGCUGUACGCCAUCAUGACCUGGUACAUUGAAGCUGUAUUCCCUGGUCAGUAUGGCAUUCCACGUCCAUGGUACUUCCCUUUCACCAAGUCAUACUGGUGUGGAGAGAAAUGUGGUUGGACUUCAUCAGCACCCACCAACAACAAAGAAAAUGCUGAAGCCGCAUGCUUUGAAGAGGAACCAGCCCAUCUGGACCCUGGUGUUUACAUCGAGAACCUGGUGAAGGUCUACAGCAAUGGCAAACUGGCGGUGGACGGUUUGACUCUGGGAUUUUAUGAAGGUCAGAUCACCUCCUUCCUGGGUCACAAUGGUGCCGGAAAAACCACAACUAUGUCUAUUCUCACUGGCCUAUUCCCACCCACCUCUGGGACAGCUUACAUCAUGGGCAAAGAUAUCCGGACCGAUCUAAAUGCAAUACGUCAAAACCUGGGCAUGUGUCCGCAACAUAAUGUCCUGUUUAGCAUGCUUACUGUGGAGGAACAUAUCUGGUUUUAUGCGAGUUUGAAGGGUUUGCCUGAAGAGAAGGUGAAGUCCGAGAUGGAGCAGAUAGUGAUGGAUCUCGGCCUGCCUCAUAAACGCAAGUCUCGCACCAGCCAACUCUCAGGUGGAAUGCAGAGGAAGUUAUCAGUAGCGCUGGCUUUUGUUGGAGGUUCAAAGGUCGUCAUUCUGGACGAGCCCACUGCUGGAGUUGAUCCUUACGCUCGCCGUGGCAUCUGGGACCUGCUGCUGAAGUAUCGUCAAGGUCGCACUAUCAUCUUGUCCACCCACCACAUGGAUGAAGCCGAUAUCCUGGGCGAUCGCAUUGCCAUCAUCUCCCAUGGAAAGCUAUGCUGUGUAGGUUCCUCUCUGUUCCUCAAGACCCAACUGGGAACGGGGUACUACUUGACGCUGGUGAAAAAGGACUUUGAUCUCUCUGCAAGCUCCUGUCGCACCUCCAGUAGCACUGUGUCCUACUCCAAGGGAAGUCUUAAGAAGGAGGACAAUGUGUCUGAGAGCAGCUCUGAUGCUGGACUGGGCAGCGACCAUGAAAGUGAAACAACCACCAUAGAUGUCUCCCUGAUCUCUAAUGUGAUUUUCAAGCACGUUCCUACAGCCAGACUAGUUGAAGAUCUGGGUCAUGAGCUCACUUACGUUCUGCCGCACGAGUCGGCCAAAGCUGGAGCGUUUGUGGAGCUCUUCCACGAGAUAGACGAUCGGCUCAUGGACCUCGGCAUUUCUAGCUACGGCAUCUCUGACACGACCCUGGAGGAGAUUUUCCUCAAAGUUGCAGAGGACAGUGGUGUUGAUGCAGAAUUGUCAGAUGGAAUUAUACCUGCUCGCAGGAACCGCCGACACGCUUUUGGCGACCACCAGAGCUGUCUGAAGCCAUUUACUGAAGAUGACUUUGAUUUUAAUGACUCAGAAGGUGAUCCAGAAUCGCGCGAGACAGACUGGUUGGGUGGUGCUGAUGGGAAAGGAUCGUACCAGGUGAAGGGCUGGAGUCUGAAGAGACAGCAGUUUGUGGCUUUGCUCUGGAAACGCUUCCUGUACGCCCGACGCUCCCGGAAAGGUUUCUUUGCUCAGAUUGUGUUGCCUGCUGUGUUCGUGUGCAUUGCUUUGGUCUUCAGUCUCAUUGUUCCUCCUUUUGGAAAGUAUCCCAGCCUUGCUCUGGAGUCCAGCAUGUAUGAAGAGCAGUUCACCUUCAUCAGCAAUGAUGCACCAGAGGACAGACAUACAAACAUGCUGCUUGAAGCUCUAAAGGACAGUCCGGAUUACACUGAACAAUGCACAGACGAACAGACAUCUAUCCGCAAAUCAUGUCCGAUAAAAGAUGAAGAGUGGACGGUUCCAGAGAUUCCCGAAUCUGUUCUGGAUGUGUUUCUGAAUGGGAACUGGAGUAUGGAGAACCCAUCGCCUUUGUGUGAGUGUAGUUGUGAAGGACGGAAAAAGAUGCUUCCAGAGUGUCCACCAGGAGCCGGUGGUAUACCACCCCCUCAGAUUAAAGUCACCACCACUGAGACCUUACAGAAUCUGACAGGAAGAAACAUUUCCGAUUAUUUAGUGAAAACAUAUGCUCAGAUUAUUGGGAAAAGCUUGAAGAACAAACUCUGGGUCAAUGAAUUCAGGUAUGGUGGAUUCUCAUUGGGUGCCAGAAGCUCACAGGCCCUUCCUCCUGGUGAUGAGAUCACCGAUGCCAUCUCACAUAUUCGUAACCGCUUCAGUUUUCAAGCGGGUACUGCUUCUGACCGCUUCCUGGGAAGCCUGUCAACAUUUAUCCAAGGUCUUGACACCAAGAACAAUGUAAAGAUCUGGUUCAAUAAUAAAGGUUGGCACAGUAUCGGAGCGUUUCUCAAUGUCAUGAACAAUGGCAUCUUGCGUGCUAAUCUGCCCCCCGGCCUGGAGCGGUCGAAGUUUGGAAUCAAAGCCUUCAACCAUCCGCUCAACCUCACCAAGGAGCAGCUCUCACAGGUGGCACUAAUGACGACCUCAGUGGACGUGCUGGUGUCCAUCUGCGUCAUCUUCGCCAUGUCCUUCGUCCCGGCCAGCUUUGUGGUGUUUCUUAUCCAGGAGAGAGUGAGUAAAGCCAAACACAUGCAGUUCAUCAGCGGAGUGCAGCCCUUCCUCUACUGGUUGGCCAACUUUGUCUGGGAUAUGUGCAACUACAUUGUUCCUGCGACCCUGGUCAUCAUCAUCUUCGUCUGUUUCCAGCAAGAGGCUUACGUGUCCUCCACCAAUCUGCCUGUUCUCGCACUCCUGCUGUUGCUCUAUGGGUGGUCCAUAACACCUCUGAUGUACCCAGCUUCAUUCUUCUUUAAGAUUCCCAGUACAGCGUAUGUGGUUUUGACGAGCGUUAAUAUCCUCAUUGGAAUAAAUGGCAGUGUGUCCACAUUUGUCUUGGAGCUUUUUGGCAGCAAUGAGAUUGGUGGCAUCAACAACAUCUUGAAGAAUGUGUUCUUGAUCUUUCCUCACUUUUGUCUGGGCAGAGGUCUCAUUGACAUGGUGAAGAAUCAAGCUAUGGCUGACGCUUUGGAAAGAUUCGGCGAGAAUCGAUUCCGCUCUCCUUUGGCGUGGGACAUGGUGGGCAAGAAUCUCUUUGCCAUGGCUGUAGAGGGCGUGGUUUUCUUCUGCAUCACUGUUCUCAUCCAAUACCGUUUCUGCAUCAAGGCCAGGUCGGUUAGCACCAAGCUAAAGCCAAUAGGAGAGGAGGAUGAGGAUGUGGCCAGAGAGAGGCAGAGGAUCCUGUGUGGAGGAGGACAGUCUGAUAUUCUGGAGCUCAAACAACUCACCAAGGUGUAUAAGAGGAAACAGAAGCCAGCUGUAGACAGACUGUGUGUGGGCAUCCCACCAGGAGAGUGUUUUGGUUUGCUCGGUGUGAACGGUGCUGGAAAGACGAGCACUUUCAAGAUGCUCACCGGCGAUUCUGUCGUCACGAGCGGAGAGGCAUACUUGGCGGGGAAGAGUGUACUGACAGAGAUUGAUGAAGUGCAUCAGAAUAUGGGAUACUGUCCACAGUUUGACGCCAUCAAUGACCUGCUGACUGGCAGAGAACAUCUGGAGUUUUACGCCAUUCUGCGCGGUGUUCCCGAGAAAGAAGUGUGCGAGGUGGCAGAUUGGGGCAUUCGUAAACUGGGGUUGAUGAAAUACGUAGACAAAGCGGCAGGAAGCUACAGUGGGGGAAACAUGCGCAAACUCUCCACUGCCAUGGCACUCAUUGGAGGCCCACCAGUCGUGUUCUUGGACGAACCCACCACUGGGAUGGACCCCAAAGCCCGGCGGGCCCUGUGGAACUGCAUCCUCAGCAUCAUUAAAGAGGGACGCUCUGUCGUUCUUACCUCACACAGUAUGGAGGAAUGUGAAGCUCUCUGCACUCGUAUGGCCAUCAUGGUCAACGGCAGGUUCCGCUGUCUGGGCAGUGUGCAGCACUUAAAGAACAGGUUUGGUGACGGGUACACCAUCAUCCUGCGGGUGGCAGGGGCCGAUCCGCAGCUGGAGCCAGUGAUGGAGUUUAUCGAGCAGGAGCUGCCGGGCAGCAACUUGAAGGAGAAGCACAGGAACAUGCUGCAGUACCAGCUGCCCUCUUCUCUCACGUCCCUCGCCCGCAUCUUCAGCCUUCUCUCCAGAAACAAAGAGCAUCUCCACAUCGAGGACUACUCCGUCUCACAGACCACUUUAGACCAAGUAUUUGUCAAUUUUGCCAAGGACCAAAGUGAUGAGGACCACUUAAAAGACAUUUCCAUGAACAAAAAUGAUGCUGUGGUGGACAUUUCUCAGCUUGGCGCCUUCCUCAUAGACGAGAAGGCCAAAGAGACUGUGGUCUGAUCCCUCAAGACCCCCAUUCAGUGGAUGUGCAAAAAUCCACUUUUCGAGGACUAACGUGUCAUUUUUUUAAUACUUUUAUUUUUAGAUUUUCGUUCUAUUUCAGGGGAGUGUGAGCCCACAAGAGGGGGGUUGGACCUUAAACACACUACUGAAACAAACCAAUGCAAAUCAAUGCAAAAAAGGAGAGAAAAUCAAAGAAGAAAUACACUGAUGAUUGCGAGGUGGAGCCUGGUGCGCCAUGCUCGCUCAUGGUGUGAAACUUGAAGCUGUUCGCUCCACUUGUAGUGAAUAUUUUAUUGACAAGACCUCUGCGAAGUUUCCACCGAAAAUAUCAAUCAGACACUGCCAACGAGAUGUCUAAUUCAGGGCCUAAGUUCAUCUCUUUCAUUUAGCGCAGGCUUAAAACGUUUAAGAACUGUCAAUAAUGCAUUUCAGCAAGAGUUCCUUGUCUUUGUACUUUAUUUUUUAAGAUAUGCUUUUAAAACUAUACUGAAAUGAUAUUUUGUAGAAACUAUGUGCAAUGUUUCACUAUUGUCAAGUGUUUGAAAGUGUGUGGUGCCUUGAAUCAACGCUCCACUAAAGGACUUGAAACAAUACCAGCCAUUACUGGAUGUGAAACAAACGGGCGAAAGAUUUUACGAGGACUGUUCCCUCAAGCACACACUGUCCUCAUAACUACGGUGGUUUUGACCUCUAAUGUGAAGACAGAACUGAAAACGGUUCCACCGAUGUUUGUGGCUGGUUUUUAAAAAGUGAAUUUGGAGGUUUGUUGCAUGCUUUACAUGGCUUUGUCGUUCUGAAGUAUUUCUUCACGGGUAUCAGCGUGUGUACUCAUGUGACCAUUGAGGAGAGUUAUGGUGGAACUUCGGCAGGAGAUUCAUGGUUGUUACAUAGAAGUAUUCCGAUGAAAACCAAGAAAACAUACAAUAAAACAGGCAAAAGGAGAGGCAAGUACAAAUGUGUGUAACUGUACAGAAGCAAAUGUCCGUGCCAAACCAAGUCGAGAGGUUUAAAAUUUUUGCAAAAAAAGAGCUGUAUUAUCAAGCAAAGAUGUUGUCAACAUUGGAUAUUAUCAUUUGUAUCAUUGUGAUUUAAAUCAAGAGUUUCAUAGUACAAUGGGGCCUUUUUUAGGGGACUUUUCAUGGAAAUUACAUUCUCUCCUAUGUCUGGUACAAGAAUUAAUAACUCAGGAUGUGCCUCCUUACCCUGUGUAAAUGAUUAGUUUAAUUUGUUAUAUUAGUUCCACCACUGUACAAGUGGUUAUAUCUCGACCAAUGCUCUCCAUGGCACACUUGUUAGACAACAAUGAAGCCUAAGUGACCAAAAGCAAUGAGGAGCCACCAAUUGAUUUUUCCAAAUCCAUGCGGUGCUUUUUAGUCAAACAACCACGAAAAAAUCUAGCAACAAUCCCUACUGCACACUGAAUAACGUGGAAGAAAGAAAAGUGUUGUCUUUGGUCCAAAACUGAAGCACUUUAUAAAGGUCAAUGUUAAACUGGUCUUGAGAUUCAUGCAAAACAGGACUUUCUGUGUGGCCAUUAUUUUGUUUCUAUGUAUGUGUUUACAUUUUAAAUAUUAAAGCUAUUUCACUCCCUC